AGAUGGACGACGAUGGCGGCCGCAGAGACGCCCCCGGCGCACUGAUGGAGGCCGGGCGCGGUGCAGGGCCCGCGGGCAUGGCGGAGCCGGCGGCGGUGCCGCGGGCGCGGGCGGCGCGGCCCGGGCCCCAGCGCUUCCUGCGACGCAGCGUGGUGGAUUCCGACCAGGAGGAGCCGCCGGGCCUGGAGGGGGCCGAGUCGCCGGGCGCGCAGCCCCCGCAGCCGCUGCAGCGAAGGGUGCUGCUACUCUGCAAGACGCGCCGCCUCAUCGCCGAGCGCGCCCGCGGUCGCCCGGCCGUCCCCGCGCCUGCCGCGCCUGCCGCGCCGCUGGGCGACCUUGCAGACCCCGGCCCUGAGCCCGCGGGCGCGCAGGAGCCUGGCCCGGACCCCGCGCCCUCGUCCGCGCCUGCCCCCGAGGGCGGCCCCCACGAGGAGGAGGCGGCGGCGGCCGCGAGGAAGGAGGACGUGGGGGCUCUCGAGGCGAGGCCAGAGCUCGGGCGCGCACGCCGGGAGGAGCCCGAGGAGGAGGAGGACGACGAGGACGACCUCAAGGCUGUGGCCACCUCCCUGGACGGCCGCUUCCUCAAGUUCGACAUUGAGCUUGGCCGCGGCUCCUUCAAGACGGUCUACAAGGGGCUGGACACGGAGACCUGGGUGGAGGUAGCCUGGUGCGAGCUGCAGGACCGGAAGUUCACCAAACUGGAGAGACAGCGGUUCAAGGAAGAGGCUGAGAUGCUGAAGGGCCUGCAGCACCCCAACAUUGUGCGCUACUAUGACUUCUGGGAGUCCAGUGCCAGGGGGAAGCGGUGCAUCGUGCUGGUGACUGAACUGAUGACCUCGGGGACGCUGAAGACGUACCUGAAGCGGUUCAAGGUGAUGAAGCCCAAGGUCCUGCGCAGCUGGUGCCGGCAGAUCCUGAAGGGCCUGCUGUUCCUGCACACCAGGACGCCCCCCAUCAUCCACCGGGACCUCAAGUGCGACAACAUCUUUAUCACCGGACCCACAGGGUCUGUGAAGAUUGGCGACUUGGGCCUGGCCACCCUCAAGAGAGCAUCCUUUGCCAAGAGUGUGAUAGGUACCCCCGAGUUCAUGGCGCCAGAGAUGUAUGAGGAGCAUUACGAUGAGUCCGUGGAUGUUUACGCCUUCGGGAUGUGUAUGCUGGAGAUGGCCACCUCGGAGUACCCCUACUCGGAGUGCCAGAACGCUGCCCAGAUCUACAGGAAGGUCACCUGUGGCAUCAAGCCGGCCAGCUUUGAAAAAGUGCAUGAUCCUGAAAUCAAGGAGAUUAUUGGGGAGUGUAUCUGCAAAAACAAGGAGGAAAGGUAUGAGAUCAAGGACCUGCUCAGCCAUGCCUUCUUCGCGGAGGACACAGGUGUGAGGGUGGAGCUGGCUGAGGAGGACCAUGGCAGGAAGUCCACCAUCGCCCUGCGGCUCUGGGUUGAGGACCCCAAGAAACUGAAGGGCAAGCCCAAGGACAAUGGGGCCAUAGAAUUCACCUUUGACCUGGAGAGGGAGACGCCAGAUGACGUGGCACAGGAAAUGAUUGAGUCAGGAUUUUUCCAUGAGAGCGAUGUGAAGAUUGUGGCCAAGUCCAUCCGUGACCGCGUGGCAUUGAUCCAGUGGCGGCGGAAGAGGAUCUGGCCAGCCCUGCAGCCCCAGGAGCAGCGGGACCCCGGCAGCCCUGACAAGGCCAGGGGCCCACCCACACCCCUGCAGGUCCAGGUGACCUACCACUCUCAGGCUGGGCCGCCAGAGCUGGAGGAGCCCGAGGCCGACCAGCACCUCCUCACCCCUGCGCUGCCGGCCAGCGCCACCUCCCUGGCUUCGGACAGCACGUUUGACAGUGGCCAGGGCUCCACGGUGUAUUCGGACUCGCAGAGCAGCCAGCAGAGCGUUGUGCUGGGCUCGCUGGCAGAUGGAGUGCAGCCCCCCGCCCAGUGUGUGUGCAGCCCCCCCGUGAGCGUGAGUGACGGUCCUGUCCUGCCACAUAGCCUGCCCUCACUGGGGGCCUACCAGCAGCCUGCCGUGCCUGGCCUGUCGGUGGCCUCCAUCCCGCCCCCCGCCCGCCCUCUGCUCCCACAGCAGCCUUUCCCAGAGCCGGCCAUGAGCUUCGCCCCUGGGCUGCCGCCGCCCAGUGCCCCUGUGCCGACGGGCCCAGGCCAGCCCACACCCCCCGCCCACCAGCCUCCUCACCUGACCCAGCCGGUACCCCUGCCACAGGUCCUGGCCCCACAGCCUGUGGGCCCUCUCCAGACGGUGCCCCCCAACCUGCCUCCAUACCUGGCUCCAACCUCCCAGGUGGUGGCCCCUGCUCAGCUGAAGCCCCUCCAGAUGCCUCCGGCGCCCCUUCAGCCACUUGCUCAAGUCCCUCCACAGAUGCCUCCACUUCCUGUUGUCCCCCCCAUCGCUCCACUGGCCACAGUCGACAGCCUCCCUGCAGCCCUUCCUGACCUGCCAGCCACGAGUGGGCCCGCCGUGCCUCCCCCCUCUCAGUAUUUCUCUCCGGCUGUCAUCUUGCCAAGCCUCCCACUCAGUGCCACCACUGCUCCCCUGCCCACGUCACCGGCCCUGCCUCUGCAGACAGUCAAGCUGCCCCACCCUGCUGGGACACCACUGGCCGCGCCAUGCCAGACCAUCGUGCCAAACGUGGCGGCCACUGCUACUGGCAGACCUCUUCUGGCUGUGGCUCCGCAGGGCGUGGCUGCCCUGUCCAUUCACCCCACCGUGGCCCAGCUCCCUGCCCAGCCCAUGUACCCGGCAGCCUUUCCACAGAUGGUGCCCAGCGACGUCCCGCCUUCUCCCCUCCAUGCAGCGCAGACUGUGCGGGCUGCCCCUCCCCAUCCGGCACCCCCCAUGCUGCCACAACCCCACAAGCCAAGUGUUGCCCGCCUUGCCGAGCAGGCUGCUCCGGCCACCAGUGCUGGGAGUCAGGUAACCCACCUGCUGGCGAGGGCCCACCCUCUAGGCGCUGGGAGACCCCUUAGCACACGAGGGGUUCAUGGGCCUUUGCUCCUUCUCAGCUCCUUGACCCCUCUAGCAGA
Molecule: messenger RNA, 3040 nt
Organism: Physeter macrocephalus (sperm whale)
Lineage: Eukaryota; Metazoa; Chordata; Mammalia; Artiodactyla; Physeteridae
Product: serine/threonine-protein kinase WNK2-like
Exons: 11
Biological process (GO): intracellular signal transduction; positive regulation of potassium ion import across plasma membrane; monoatomic ion homeostasis
Cellular component (GO): cytosol; cytoplasm
Molecular function (GO): potassium channel inhibitor activity; protein serine/threonine kinase activity; ATP binding
Source: RefSeq, a predicted model, not a curated record